AUGGAGCCCUUAAAAGCAGUUCAAGUCGAAGGUCACCUGAUGAACGCUGAACCCCGCGAACUCUUUGGCAAUCUCGAUGAAGUCUGCCUGGUGACCCACACCUUCUGCACCGAGUUCAUAGAGAUGCUUCUCAUGGAGGCCACGGAAACGGAAGUCGGACAAACAAUUGUCCUCCUGAAAGCGCUCAGCAGAUUCUGUCAGCUAACAAGAGAUGGCGAGGUGUAUCACGAAUACUGCCUCAACUACUCCAAAGCGAUCGUCUGCCUCGAACAACUGAGGAAAAGUGAGGACUUUGUGAGAUUCGAAAAGUGGUGCAUCCGAGACCCGCGUUGCCAUCGCCUGCACCUGACCGACCUGCUGAUUAGCCCGAUGCAACACUGCACCAAAGUACCCCUGCUACUCAGCAACAUCAUCAAGUACACGAACGACGAUGAAGAUAAGAGAGUCAUUCGCAUGACCAGCCAGAAACUCGAGGCUUCAUUGAAAAACUUGGAAGCGAAAAUGACUUGGCUGAAGAACUUUGAACGAAUGCAAGAAAUACAACGUCAAGUUAUCUGGCUACCCAUCACUGAGUUGGAACCUAAGUCAUACAUUCCUGAGUUCAUAAGACCGCUACUAAAUCAUCAGCCGUGUGAGAGAUUGCUCGCAAAUCCUACCAGACAGCUGGUACAUGAGGGUCCCGUCUGUCUGCUAGAAGUUUCAAAAACAGUUGACAUGUACAUGUUCCUCUUCGACGAUAUCUUAUUACUAACAAAAAUCAAGAAAGAAGUUGCCAGGCAACAACGAGGUGACGUCAUCGUGUUCCUCCUCGAAGAUUGGUGGAACGAAACUCGUGCCUGCAAAUUGGAUUUUGGCAACUUCUUAUCGAGAGAAAGAGUGUGUGUGGGAUGGGAUUAUUUUAAAAAAAAUUGUAAAAAAAAUAUACACAUACUCGAAUUGAAAGGAUUUUUUGAACACUUCGAACUUAUCCACGAUAAAAAUUGA
Molecule: messenger RNA, 984 nt
Organism: Helobdella robusta
Lineage: Eukaryota; Metazoa; Annelida; Clitellata; Rhynchobdellida; Glossiphoniidae
Exons: 9
Coding region: 1-984 (327 amino acids)
Biological process (GO): Rho protein signal transduction
Molecular function (GO): guanyl-nucleotide exchange factor activity
Source: RefSeq, a predicted model, not a curated record